AUGGACAGGAUAAUAGGGAAUCGUGUAAACAAUGCUUGCAUGUUUGAGAAGAGGGAGGCGGGGAUACGAAUUGAGGAGGUGCAUGUGGUGGGUCACAGCCUGGGAGCUCACCUGGCCUCGUACAUCGGAUCCACGCUCAAGGACCUGGGGAUGGGGAAACUGGGUCGCAUCACGGGGCUUGAUCCGGCUGGAUGUCACUUCGAGCACGCGGAUCCCCGAGUGAGAUUAGAUCCUGAGGAUGCUCUAUUCGUGGAUGUCAUUCACACCGACGGGUCUACCCUUGCAGCAGGAGGUUUGGGGAUGUUUCAACCUAUGGGACACGUGGAUUUCUAUCCAAAUUCCGGGGUUCACAUGCCGGAUUGUAACUUGUCUCUUCAGAAGGCCUUAGAAAGUGAGCCUCUUUCCUUCGUGAAAGGUUUAAGGCAUUUCCUCAGUUGCAACCAUAUGAUGUCCCUCAAGUACUUCAUUGAAUCCAUCAAUUCACCCAACCAUUUCCUUGCCCAUCAGUGCUCCAACUGGAUCCAGUUUACGUGA
Messenger RNA from Darwinula stevensoni, 534 nucleotides. NCBI's taxonomy places the organism in Eukaryota, Metazoa, Arthropoda, Ostracoda, Podocopida, Darwinulidae. The record is from the annotation of a GenBank genome assembly.